AUGUUGUCCAAUAUCAGUUUUAGUCCUGCUCCCGAACUGGUCGAUCUAUACGGUUUGGUCCUGAAGUUUUUGGUGUCCUCGGAGACCACACUGUUUUACUUUAACCCCACUGGACAGAAGUGUAGCUGGGAAACACUGUUGAGGACUAAUCUAUCCAGUCAUCCCCAGAUCAUUUGGUAUCGCGAGGAACCUUAUCCAGGAUUGUACAAGCGACACAGCAGUAAUCUCUUUGUAAUGAGCUGUCUAUCAUCGAUGUCUUAUGCUGGGCAGCUCAAGCUUUUGGCCGAGAGUUUGACCAGAUUCCGGUUGGUAAGAGUACUUAUCGAGGUGCAGGAUAAAGGAGGCUCCUUUUUGGCCUCUCAAAUCCUUUUGCUCUGCCAACAACACAGUAUGCUAAAUGUGGUUCUGUACUUUUCACGCUGGACACGCACUCUGAAUGUCUUCAGUUACCUGGCUUUUCCGUAUUUCAAGCUCUUGCAGCAGCGAUUAUUGGGAUUUUCCCCACCCAACAUUUUCAUCGACCAGCUGGCGGAUCUCCAAGGCUAUAAAAUUCGGGUUCAACCCGACCUGUCACCUCCCAACACAUUUCCGUAUUGGGAUCAACGUGGUGAAUAUCGAAUAGGUGGAUUUUUGUGGAGGAUUGUAAAGAACUUUUCAAAAAGUUUGAGAGGCGACAUCCAGGUUCUAUAUCCGACAUGGCCAACGGCCAAAGUUUCAGCAGCAGAAUAUAUGAUUCAGUUUACUCGGAAUGGAAGUUCGGACAUCGGAGUAACUACCACGAUGAUAACGUUUAAGCACGAGGAAAGGUAUCGCGACUAUAGCUACCCUCUGUUCGACAUCAGCUGGUGUACCCUGUUGCCGGUGGAGAAGCCUUUAAGUGUGGAAGUCCUAUUUUUCCGUAUACUGAGUCCUGGAUUGGCACUUCUUCUACUUUUCGCCUUUAUACUGUGCUUUUUAAUAGUUCCCCAGCUGAUUAAGUAUUGGGGUAUCGCUUUUCGUGGACGUUUAAUACGAAUGGCUUCAAGGAUAUUCGCCUUGCUGAUGCUUUGCUCCAGUGCUGCCCAAUUGCUCUCCCUGCUCAUGUCCCCACCGUUCCACACACGAAUCAAAAGCUUUGAUGACCUUUUAUCCUCCGGCUUGAAGAUAUUUGGCAUAAGCAGUGAGUUCUAUUUUCUGGAUGGCGGUUUUCGGGCCAAGUACGCGUCAGCUUUCCACCUGACUGAUAACCCAAAUGAGCUCUAUGAUAACCGAAAUUACUUUAAUACAAGUUGGGCCUAUACCAUCACGUCGGUAAAGUGGCAUGUGAUUGAGGCCCAACAGCGGCACUUUGCACAUCCAGUGUUCCGGUACUCGAAGGACUUGUGUUUCUGCUCGGACUCACCCUGGGGCUUGCUGUUGGCACCGGAGUCCUUAUAUCGGGAACGGCUUCAUCGUUUCAUCCUAAACAUGAACCAAGCUGGCUUAAUGACCCAUUGGAUGACCAACAGUUUCUAUGAGAUGGUGAGAGCUGGACGCAUGACUCUCAAGGAUUAUAGCAGCACACAUCUAAUGGAACCGCUGCGCAUCAAGGACCUUCGCAUGUGCUGGCUCAUCUUGGCAGUGGGUCUGGGCACUGCGACCGUCGUAUUCACCAUCGAAUUGCUUCUUUUCUACACCAACGUAUUUCUCAAUAGCUUGUAG
Drosophila santomea is the source of this 1680-nucleotide messenger RNA. RefSeq lists its product as uncharacterized. Lineage: Eukaryota; Metazoa; Arthropoda; Insecta; Diptera; Drosophilidae. The transcript has a single exon. The record is from RefSeq and is a predicted model, not a curated record. The coding region runs from base 1 to 1680 and encodes 559 amino acids.